UACUCGAAACAGUACGCGUUCGACGACGCCAAACGCCACAAUCCGUUCGUUCUGUGGUAGUUCUUUCAGUACCCAGUUCAAAUUGGAAAAAACGGGCCCCCUCACGGUACUGCGUACGAAAUCGUUGGUGCUCCGAUCGGAUUACGACAAUUGGUUUGUUCUGUGCCCCUUUUUCGACACCGAGAAUUUUGGGAGUUUGUGGUGUUGUGUUCGACCAUUAGGAUACUGUUUUUUCUCUCCCGUUGUUUUUUUGGGUCGAGGAACGAGGAUUCCGAUACUUGUUCCCUUGAACUGCGAUUUUGAAUCGGUGGUACCAUGAAGGCGAGCACCUAGAGCCCCACACCCCGAAACGAUGGCGCUGAAACUCAGAAAGGACAUAAAAAAGUCGUCGUACUACGUGUGGUUCCUCGGCGCCAAAGAGUCGAAGGGCCUGCGAGGCACCGAGUACAUCCUCCCGGUCAUCAAGCACCUGGAGGAGCGCGAGAAGGAUGUGGAGCCGUUCAAGGUGACCCUCCAGGUGUCGCACAAGGGCCUCAAGAUCGUCCAGAACAUAGUGUCGCAGGGCCCGAAGAAUUCCAAGCCCAAAAACGAGACCAUCAAGCACUUCAUCCCCCACAACACCAUAACCUGCGUGUACCAGCACGAGGACAUCAUCGCCUGCAUCCUCUUGCUGUUCAAUCCGGUGACCAAGUGUCCGCUGCACGUGCACGCCUACAGAUGCGACAGCCUGGAGACGGCCACGGUGCUCAAGCAGCAGCUGCAGACGCUGAUUGAGCGGCCGGAGAACCAGAAGAAGUUCGCCGAAAUCGAGGGACGGCUGAAGCCGCAGAAGGAGCACAAGAAGGUGGAGAGCUCGGUGGGCAGCGACACCGGGACCAGCACGCGCGAGAGCGAGUCCAGCGAGGAGCGGUUCGCCGUCGAGACCACCCGCAUCACCACACUGUACGACUCGGUGGCGGCGGAGCUGCGCGAGAAGCUGGGCAAGAAGAACUCGCCCAUUUUGUUGCCGCCGAGGGAUUACGACACGGUGCACAGGCAGAAGGGGAACUUGACGGGCAUUGAGCUGAGGAGGUGCCUGAAUGCCAACAUUGUGGGGCAGAAUGUGAAGGGCAGGAGGCUGGAGAGUAGCGGAGGAAGUUCCGGGAUAGGGUCGGAUCAUCCGCCCAGUCCGGACUCGCCGGACGCCCCCGAUACUAGGUUUAACACUUUGGACAACCAAAGCACCAGUGACGAAGAUUGGAACGGCGACCCGGCCGAGUCCACCCUGUAUCUGAUGCACGGGCCCCCGUCCCAAGUCACGUUGCAACGUCAAAGGACUUCUGAGCCAAGAGACAAGUCCCCGGAGGUACACAGGUUCUCCCGGUACGCCGAGCCGCAGGAGGACAAGUUCAGGAAGGUGAAGGAGUCCAGGGAGGACCACUUCUCCUUCAGCGACAACAACAUCACCAAGUACUUGGAGAAGCCCAUCGCCAAGUACUCCAACAACAACUACUUGGAACGUCAGAAGAGCUUGGAGAAGGAAAAGCAGCUGGGCAAAAGCUUCGAGCGGGUGGACAGGCAAAAAAGCCUCGACUCUGACGACAAGUACUACGACAACGACCGCUACUACGACAGGUACGACCGGUACGACGACCGGAAGUACCAGAAGGAGGAGCUGAGACGCACGGACAAGGACAAGCCGAUGAAGUACUUCGAGGACGACGGCUUCGACGAGAACAUCAGGUACAGGAGCAAGUCCACUGACCGCUCGAACCAGCGGUACUCGUACGAGGACGAGGAGUUUUACGACGACCGAAGAUACAAGGAGCCGCCAGUCCCUAAGACGAGGCAAAAGUACGCCAACGAAGACAACAAUAAGUACUCAAGGUACUAUCAAGAGCCUAAGACGAAGUUCGUGCCCGACGACCCGAGGUACUAUGAACCGGAGAAGCCCAGAAGCAAGUCCAGAUCAGACAGGGAUGAGAAGUCAGUCAGGUCAUCCCAGGAUUACUUCGAGGAGUCGACUAUAAGAAGGCCAGCUCAGUACAGGCAAAGAAGUCCUUCACCGGAAGAGAGCAAGGCCCCCCGGGACAGAUUCAAGGACGCCAAGGAGAAGUUCCUGUUGAUGGAACGGGAACGACAGGAGCUGGAAAAGAGGAGGCCGGAGCCUCCUUUGUCCCCGUCCCACAACAGCAAGGACAAAAGUUUUAUCAAAAGGCAUGACAGUUUGGCCUACAACAACAAUAACAACAACAAAGACAGAUACGACGACAGGUACGAGGACAGCCACCCAAAACCGGCCCCCAGGAACAUCCCAGACGAAGUACGGUACAGAAGGGACCGCGACAGGGACGUGCCGCUCGAAAGGUACAGGAACACGGACAAGUUCGACCCCAAGAGACGUUCGAUGUUCUCCCUGAUCGAGGAGGAGCACAGGAAAAACUCCUCGGAGAUAGCCAAGGAGCUGAAACGUAGGUCGUACUUGGAGAGCAGCCAGUACGACGACGACUACAACGGCUACAACCGCGAGCGCGACUCCAGACACUAUCAGGACGACGACCGAUACAAUUCCAUGGACUCGUACUCGAAAUCCACCGCCGACUUGGACAAGGUCACCGAGAUGAAGUUCCAGAAGAACCAGAAGCUGAAGAACGCCGCCGGCUACCGGCACAGCUACGCGGAACCGAAGCUGAGGCUGGAGAAGAGCGGCGGCAAGAAGCACUUCGCCGAGAUGUUGCACAGGACGAACAGCUCCGUGUCGAACAACGGCCGCGUCGGCAUCGCCAGCGUCCAUCCCUAUUGAACUGAUCUGUGGGAUUUUGCGAAUGGGAAAUUGUGUACAGAUCGUUUUGGGGGGCGGAUUUGAUCAUGUCCGGCUAAAGUUGGUUAGCCGGAUUUUAUGACUUUGUGACUAGUGACGAAAUUUGUACAUACAUAAUUCAUAAUUCUUUAACACUGUGUUGUAGUACACGUCAUUAAAAAUAGUUUAAGCGAGGAAUUAUUUACGGUAAUAACGAUUGACCAGCAUUAUGUUAAGACGUUUAGGCAUUUUUAAGUAUUGCUCAUCCAUGUCUUUUAACUUUAGUUAUUAUAAUUACUGCUUUUUUUGUUGAUUUUAGUCAGAAAUUUGAGUCCACGACGAUAUAUUUUAUGUAUAAACAGAAACUAAUUACGAAAAAAAGUUAUUUAUUUUUUUAUAUGUGCCUUUUUAU
This is a messenger RNA of Aethina tumida (small hive beetle), 3191 nucleotides long. RefSeq lists its product as uncharacterized. The record is from RefSeq and is a predicted model, not a curated record. The transcript is spliced from 7 exons. Bases 353 to 2782 code for a protein of 809 amino acids. NCBI's taxonomy places the organism in Eukaryota, Metazoa, Arthropoda, Insecta, Coleoptera, Nitidulidae.